This is a messenger RNA of Zonotrichia leucophrys gambelii, 2626 nucleotides long. It is a transcript of the gene CALCR, whose product is annotated as calcitonin receptor. The transcript has 13 exons. Gene Ontology annotation, cellular component: plasma membrane; axon. Gene Ontology annotation, biological process: cell surface receptor signaling pathway; adenylate cyclase-activating G protein-coupled receptor signaling pathway; positive regulation of cytosolic calcium ion concentration. Gene Ontology annotation, molecular function: amylin receptor activity; calcitonin receptor activity. Lineage: Eukaryota; Metazoa; Chordata; Aves; Passeriformes; Passerellidae. Bases 346 to 1755 code for a protein of 469 amino acids. The record is from RefSeq and is a predicted model, not a curated record.
GGCGCGAAGCCCCGCCGCGCCCGGGGUGGAGCGGGGAGCGGGCGCGGCGCGGGAGGCAGGAGGCAGAUGCUUCCCGAGGCGCAGCCCCGCCGGAGGGGCUCGACCCUGCCUAGUGCCUGUCCGCCCCCUCCGGGACGCGGGGACCCACCGGGCGGGCGUCGGGGAGCGGGCAGCGCCAUGCGCCCCUCCGAGGAGUGAAGGGGCGGCCGGGCUGCUCCGGUGCGGGCGCGGAGCCGCCGCCGAGGUGGCCCGAGGUGACGGGAGGCCGGGAGAGGCGCCGCGCCAGCGUCCGUAGCGCUGCCACCAAGGGUCAUCUACAAGGUGUCUCUCCAAGAAGACUCCACAAUGAAAAAAACAACCCAGUGUUGCUUCUUACUCAUCAUCCUUCUAACUAGAAUUGUUCCAAGUCUUUCUUCUGCUGUAAAUUAUACUGAUCCUACAUUAGAGCCUGUAGUAACUGAAAAUUCAGUCAUACGGCAGAAGAUAAUAGAUUCGCAGUUCAAAUGUUAUGAGAGGAUGAACAGAGCUCCUCCAUACAAGAAAAAAGGUCUGUUCUGCAACCGAACAUGGGAUGGCUGGUUGUGCUGGGAUGACACACCUGCUGGAAGGCUCACUGCUCAGAAUUGUCCAGAUUAUUUUCCAGACUUCGAUCCAACUGAGAGGGCCUCAAAAUACUGUGAUGAAACUGGAAAUUGGUUUCGCCAUCCUGAGAGCAACCGAACUUGGUCCAACUACACCCUGUGCAACUCUUUCACCUCUGAAAAAUUGAAGAUGGCGUUCAUACUUUAUUAUAUGGCGAUCGUUGGCCACGCUUUGUCUAUAACAUCCCUGUUGAUUUCCUUGGCAAUUUUCUUCUAUUUCAAGAGCCUCAGCUGUCAAAGGAUAACACUGCAUAAGAAUUUGUUCUUUUCCUAUGUGCUGAACUCCAUGUUUACAAUUGCCCACCUCAUUGCUGUCGUCCCUAACCCAGGCCUUGUAAAAAGGGACCCUGUGAGCUGCAAAGUGCUGCAAUUCUUUCAUCAGUACAUGCUGGGCUGCAACUACUUCUGGAUGCUGUGUGAAGGCAUUUAUCUCCACACGCUGAUCGUGGUGGCAGUGUUUGCUGAAGAACAGCGUUUGCACUGGUAUUACCUCUUGGGCUGGGGGUUCCCUUUAGUGCCAGCAUCCAUUCAUGCAGUUGCAAGAGCCAGAUACUUCAAUGACAACUGCUGGAUGAGCGUUGACACACACUUGCUUUAUAUUGUUCAUGGACCUGUAAUGGCAGCUUUAUUGGUCAAUUUCUUCUUUUUGCUGAACAUUGUCCGAGUUUUGGUGACAAAGCUGAGAGAUACCCACCGUGCUGAGUCCAACAUGUAUAUGAAAGCUGUCAGAGCUACUUUAAUCCUGGUGCCCUUGCUGGGAAUUCAGUUUGUUAUUAUUCCCUGGAGACCAGAAAACCGACUUGCUGGAGAAAUAUAUGAUUACAUCAUGCACAUACUAAUGCAUUACCAGGGCUUACUUGUGGCUACCAUAUUCUGCUUCUUCAAUGGUGAGGUGCAAGGAGCUCUGAAGAGGCAGUGGGCGCAGUACAAGACGCAGUGGGGCCAGCGGCGCCGGGAGCACUGCUCCACGCGAUCUACCUCCUACACGGCCACGUCCAUCACUGAGGUCCCUGUGUACCUGUACCACCACGAUGCCAACAAUGAACACUUAAAUGGCAGAUACGCAGAGGACUCUGAACUCGUUGCAUUAAAAUCUGGAGACACGUCUGCCUAGCUCAGCACCAGCCGCUGCAAACACAUUGUUUCAUGUUCUGCUUGUGAGAAAACUGGGGAGAAGGGUGGGAGUGUGGAAAUCCAAGAUGCUGUAUCAGAGUGCAGGCCCAGGCAGAAGGACACAUCCUAUCCAAACCACAUCAACCUCUGACAGCAAUGAUGUAGAGGGAGUGUGAUGCAGACCUGGCAUAGCAUUUCUUCCUGCGCACUGCAGAAGGGAGUGAACAUGGACCUGCCCACCAGGCUCUGUAAUCUCCACAUCUCCUGAUACCUGUAUGAAGUGACCAUCUGACAUUUGUAACAGCCCCAGGCAGCCAAUAGCAAAUAGGAAAGAAAGAAACCAGUAUGUGGCAACUGGAAACUUUCAGCAGUUUUUGCUUUUGGUACUUUUCAUUAACACUAGAUUUUAAACCAUCAACUUUCACAAAGUGUAGCUGACUUGGAGUCAUUCAUUUUUCCUUUUAAAUGAGCUUGAUAGCUGCUUAAAAGAUUUUACACAUUGCAAGAAAAAUCAACCAUGAACAACAGAAGGACAUUCCAAAGUAUUGAAAUCUUGGUGCUUUCCAAAGAAUGCCACAAAAUAAUACCACCCCCAAAGGAUACCCCAAAAUAUUACCAUCCCUUUAGCAGGGGCAUAAAGCAAAUUAGAUGAAAUAGUCAUUGCAUACCAAGAUCUCGAACACCCUCAGAGAUACAAAUCAAUUCUUCAGGCUUAAUGACACAAGUCCUGAAGGCAUCUCAGAAUAGAUUUCAUUUAACAAUACUGGUAGUUCAAGAAUGUGUAUUUAUAGGAAAAAUUGUCACCCUAUUACUCUACCCAGAAACUCUUCAUUAAGACUCAAUUCUCUCACUCUGAAUAAACUUUGAAAUCA